Trametes versicolor FP-101664 SS1 is the source of this 333-nucleotide messenger RNA. RefSeq names its product hydrophobin-315. NCBI's taxonomy places the organism in Eukaryota, Fungi, Basidiomycota, Agaricomycetes, Polyporales, Polyporaceae. Bases 1 to 333 code for a protein of 110 amino acids. The transcript has 3 exons. The record is from RefSeq and is a predicted model, not a curated record. Gene Ontology annotation, molecular function: structural constituent of cell wall. Gene Ontology annotation, cellular component: fungal-type cell wall.
AUGUCCUCUCGCCUCACCGCCUUCGUCCUCGGGGCCCUGCCCCUCCUUGCGGCCGCCACCCCCCUCGACACUCGUGCCGCCGGCAAGUGCUCGACCGGGUCCCUCCAGUGCUGCAACAGCGUCCAGAAGGCGAACGACCCGGCGACGUCGCUCCUCCUCGCCCUCCUCGGCAUCGACGUCCAGAGCAUUGAUGCCCUCGUUGGGAUUACCUGCUCGCCCAUUACCGUCGUCGGUGUCGCUACUGGAAACUCUUGCAACGCCCAGGCCGUGUGCUGCAAGAACAACAAUGUCGGAGGGGCCGUCUCUCUUGGGUGCGUCCCCGUCACGCUCUAG